UGGCGCGGUGAACGAGAGCCGGCAGGUUCUGCAGGAGCCAGACUUUGCUCAGUCUCUGCUGCGAGACCCGAACACUCCCAUCAUCCGGAAGUCCCGCGGGACGUCCACUCAGGGCACGUCCACCCAUGCCUCCUCCACACACCUGGCCAUGCUGGACGACGUGCGGAGCAAAGCCAGCAGCAUCCACAGCAAGAUGAGCAGCUAUCAUGGCAGCCUGCAUCGCUCCAGAGACGGCAGGUUCACCCCCUCCAGCCACAGAGGCAUGGAGGAACGCCCGGCAUAUGGGAGCGUGCCGCAACUCAACGAGCAGCUGUCCCAUCACAGCAGCCUUCACCGCCUCGACAGCCAGCCCAGACAUGGCAGCGCCCGAGACCUGAGCGACGCACCAGCCGCCAGCAUCACGCACGGAUCCAGUGUGAACCGCCUGGCGGAGGAGGACGGGACGAGUGCGUAACCCAGAGACUGACCUGGGAGAGUCCCUGUCAUGUAGCCACUAAUGGACAGACAUGUGUUUUUGGCAGCAGCAGGGGAAUCAGAAAC
This is a messenger RNA of Sinocyclocheilus grahami, 540 nucleotides long. RefSeq names its product frizzled-3-like. The annotation marks the transcript as partial. The transcript has 2 exons. The record is from RefSeq and is a predicted model, not a curated record. NCBI's taxonomy places the organism in Eukaryota, Metazoa, Chordata, Actinopteri, Cypriniformes, Cyprinidae.